Molecule: messenger RNA, 2864 nt
Organism: Scaptodrosophila lebanonensis
Lineage: Eukaryota; Metazoa; Arthropoda; Insecta; Diptera; Drosophilidae
Product: endoplasmic reticulum metallopeptidase 1
Exons: 11
Coding region: 69-2750 (893 amino acids)
Biological process (GO): proteolysis
Molecular function (GO): metalloexopeptidase activity
Source: RefSeq, a predicted model, not a curated record
AUUCAUAUACAUAUAAUAUAUAUAUAUAUAUAUAUAUAUAGAUAGUGAGUGCUGUAAGUGGUGCCAUUAUGAGCACCGACAAGAAUGUUCGGCGUCGCAAUAUAACGCCAACCAGCGAUCCUCAAAAUACCGAUCCUCUAUUAAACCAGCGCCAUUUGUAUUUUGACGAUGAGUUUCAGAAACCAAACUGCUGCGAACGUGCCUUUGUCACCAACAACAAAAUCAAGUGGUACUGGGCCCCAGUAUUCCUGAGCUUCUGGGUGUUGCUUUACUAUGCAAUCGCCAUACCCGCCUAUCACAGCCUGCCAACGCCGCUAACCAUCAAGGAUGAGGCAAAGUAUCCGGAUCGUUUUAUUGCCGAGCGGGCGGAGAUGAAUCUGCGACAAUUGGUCGAUCUGGGUCCCCGCGUCGUUGGAAGCCGUGCCAAUGAGUUGGGUGCGGUCAAGUUCUUCACCGGAUCUGUGCAGAAAAUGCGCGCCGAUUUGGGCUCUGUAUUUGACAUUGAGGCGGACGUGCAGGUCGCCUCAGGCAGCUAUAUCCAUUGGGAAAUGAUCAACAUGUACCAGAGCAUACAGAACUAUGUCGUCAAGAUAAGUCCCAAGGACUCCAACAGCACCUCGUAUUUGCUGGUCAACAGUCAUUAUGACUCGGUUCCGGGAGGCCCGGGUGCCGGUGAUGAUGGUGCCAUGGUUGCCAUUAUGCUGGAGACUAUACGCGUUUUGGUUAAGUCGAAGAAAGCUCUGAGGCAUCCAGUUGUAUUCCUGUUCAAUGGCGCCGAGGAGAAUCCGCUGCAGGCCUCGCAUGCCUUCAUUACACAGCAUAAGUGGGCCAAGAACUGCAAAGCGCUUAUUAACUUGGACUCGGCGGGCAGCGGUGGUCGUGAAAUACUUUUUCAGUCCGGACCUAACCACCCCUGGCUGAUGAAACGGUAUCGCCGUGCAAUUAAACAUCCUUAUGCCUCGACCAUAGCCGAGGAGAUGUUUCAGAGGCAUUUUAUACCCUCCGACACAGAUUUUCGCAUUUUCCGUGAUCAUGGCGCUGUUCCCGGCCUGGAUAUGGCACAUCAGUACAAUGGCUAUGUCUACCAUACGCGCUACGAUCUUCCCGAAAUCAUACCGCGAGGAACCUUUCAAAAUACUGGCGAUAAUGUGCUCGCUCUAGUCCGUGAAAUUGCAAAUGCACCGGAGCUGGAUGAUACUUCUAAAUACGCUGAGGGUCACACGGUAUUCUUCGAUGUGAUGGGCUGGUUUCUGGUCUUCUACUCGGAAACGGAAGGCAUCAUACUUAAUGUUAUUAUCUCGCUGGCUGCAAUCUGCUCUUGUGGAUACUCCUUCAAACUAAUGGCCGCCAAUGCUGGCGUUAAGCUUCAGAAAGUCCUCAAGCGUGCUCUCCACACAUUCAUUGUCCAAAUUAUUGCAGUCUUCGCAGCUGGCAUCCUGUGCUUCUUUUUGGGCAUACUCAUGGACUUGAUGCAUCUGCCAAUGUCCUGGUUCACGCAUUCCUGGCUCAUUUUGGGUCUCUAUUUCUGUCCGCUGUUCUUUGGAUUUGCCAUUGUACCAGCCCUGUACUUCCACUUUACGCCAGAUGUUCGUUUCCCGAUUGGCCAUCGCGUGCAACUACUGCUGCAUUGCCACUGCCUCUUCCUGUCGUUGCUCACACUAGUGCUCACGAUUUGUGGCAUACGCUCGGCCUUCAUCUUCAUGCUUACCAUUUUGUUCUACACCGUUGCCUUAAUAUUUAAUUUGGCCACAAAGUUGCACAACAGCGAGCUCGCAUGGAUCAUUCCACAUAUAGUCUGCAGCGUGCCACCAUUCCUGUUUUACGCCUAUCUUUCCCAUGGCUUCUUUGUCACCUUUAUACCAAUGACGGGACGCUUUGGAGCGGGUGUGAAUCCUGAUCUAAUAAUAUGUGCCUUUACAGUAAGCGUUGGCUUACUCACAGGUGGUUUUAUGAUACCUGUGCUCAACAUGUUCCGCAAGUCGAAAACCAUUAUCUGUUCUCUAUUGGGCAUAACGCUAAUCUGUAUGAUACUCGCUGCAACACCUUUGGGCUUCCCCUAUAGACCUGAAACCAAUGUGCAACGGUUUUCUGUGCUCCACACGAAGCGGACCUUCCACGAUGCCAACAACAAUGUGCGCCGCGUAGAAUCCGGUUAUUUCCUUUUGCCCCAAGACAGACGAACCUAUUCAGUCAAAAAACAUGUGCUGAACGUAACACUGGCUCAAAAUCUCCACAAGGACUGUGAAUCGGAAAUGUUGUGUGGUCUACCACUGUAUAAUCAUCGCUGGCACAAAGCCAGGGCUUCUAGCCUGUGGAUACCAGCACCGGAGCCUGUGCUUGGCACCGUGCCUGUGGCCAAGGUCAUUAGUAAGAAGCAAAUAUCGCCGAACAAAAUACGUUAUGAAAUGCAAUUGAGUGGCCCAGAUCACAUGGGUCUAUUCAUACAACCCUUGAAUGGAGCUACCAUAACAGACUGGUCUUUCCAUCGCACACCGUUGCGCAUGAAUUGGAAACCACCAUUCUUUGUGUACUUCUCGUAUGGGGUCAAUGGUGAUCCGCUGAAGUUCUGGUUGGAGCUAGAGCGCAACAAGGGAGACUGGACUCAGCCUGCAUUUGAGCUUGGCUUAAGCGGCCACUGGAACCAUCACGAAGAACUUUUUACACCAGAUUUCCGGAAGUUCCUCAAUAGUUUCCCCAAAUAUGUGGAUGCUACAGCAUGGCCAGCCUCCUACGAAACUUGGCACUACUAAAGAGUAGUGAAGUAUUGAACAGUUAAUAUAUUUCGAAGUUGCUUGCCAUUAUGAACAUAAGGAAAACGACAAAAUAAAUUUAGAAAGAAAAUAUAACAUAUUAUUUAAAAUUUA